Brassica oleracea var. oleracea is the source of this 915-nucleotide messenger RNA. RefSeq names its product histone H3.v1-like. The record is from RefSeq and is a predicted model, not a curated record. The transcript is spliced from 2 exons. NCBI's taxonomy places the organism in Eukaryota, Viridiplantae, Streptophyta, Magnoliopsida, Brassicales, Brassicaceae. Bases 264 to 683 code for a protein of 139 amino acids.
AUCCAUAUCCACACAGACAGCUCGAGAGCACCACUACUAACAGUAACAAGAAUGUGAGUGAGAGCCACACGCCUACUUUAGCGCGUGUGAUUAGUAAGAAUGUGAAAAAUCUCGUAUCUCAUCUUCAACGAGGACUUAAGAAGUUAUCCAUUGGCCAAUGGUUUGAUAGGAUGAUGCUGUUAGUGCUGAGUGUGUGUAUCUGAGAAAAGAAAGAGACCGUUCUUAUUUAUCUGUGUAGUGUUGUUGAGUGGGGUUUGUAGACAAUGAGGAGAGGUAGAGGGAAAGGGAAGAAGCAGAGUGCAUCUGCUCGGGAAGAUCAUGGAAGCGGUGAAGAGGAUGAAAAGAUUCCAGCUUAUAGGAGAAGAGGAAGGCCACAGAAGCCUAUGAAAGAUGAUUUCGAAGAGGAGGAGGAGGAAGAAGAAGAGUUGGUUGAGAAGAUGGAGGAGGAAGAAGAAGAAGAGGAUGGUUCAGUAACAAGUAAAAAAGAAGAAAACGAGAGGAAGAGGAAGAUGGUUAAUGGAAGCAAUACGGAUGUCAAUGAAGAAGAGAAUGGGUUAGGAUCAAAAUCAAGUAGAGAUGGUUCCACCAAGUCCACAUCUACUGGUUUCAGACAGAACGGGAGCAGAAGGAAAAGCAAGCCUAGACGAGCUGCUGAAGCUGUUGUGGAAUGUAAUGGAGUUUGAGAAAACUUCUUUGGUCAAGAACUUUCCAAGAAACAUGAUGAGACAUUAACUUGAGGUUUCUUCUUCUUUUAGGUUAUCUUACAAGUUUCUUUGUGAGUUGAGAACUUUGGCUAUCUUUUGGUGUAUCAAUAUGCAUUGUCUUUCUUUUUUAUCUCUCAUCAUCUGCUCUUGAUUUUGACAUUUGAGCCCAAAAAGAUGAUCCUCUCAUCUCCAAAAGUUCUAAUCAUUCUAA